Molecule: messenger RNA, 903 nt
Organism: Carassius carassius (crucian carp)
Lineage: Eukaryota; Metazoa; Chordata; Actinopteri; Cypriniformes; Cyprinidae
Product: olfactory receptor 52D1-like
Exons: 1
Coding region: 1-903 (300 amino acids)
Biological process (GO): G protein-coupled receptor signaling pathway
Cellular component (GO): membrane
Molecular function (GO): G protein-coupled receptor activity; olfactory receptor activity
Source: RefSeq, a predicted model, not a curated record
AUGGACAACAUGACGUAUCCUGUGAUACUGACACUUAUGGUGCCAAAAGAAACUAAAUCAUAUAGGCAUGUAUAUUUUAUUUGUUUUCUUUCAUUAUAUGUACUCAUCUUGUCAAUUAAUAUUCGUCUUGUUAUGGUCAUUGUCACGGAGAAAGCUCUUCAUGAACCAAUGUACAUAUUCCUCGGUCAUUUGUGUGUAAACGGGGUUUAUGGAGCCUCAGGAUUCUACCCUAAAAUUUUGUCUGAUUUAAUACUGGAUUCAUAUGUGAUCUCCACUAACAUGUGUACUUUGCAAACCUUUGUUAUCUACAGCUCUUUUCUUUCUGAGAUCACAAUAUUAACAGUGAUGGCUUAUGACAGAUACAUAGCCAUAUGCAAACCUUUAGACUACCAUUCCAAAUUAUCUAAAAACACCUGUGUAAAAUUAGUUCUGCUCUCAUUGGUUGUUUCAAACACAUUUUCAAUUGCAUCAGUCCUGUUAUCAAAAUUGAGGCCCUUUUGUAAAUAUCACAUUGACAAAUUAUAUUGUGACAACUGGUCAAUUGUAAAACUGUCUUGUGCAUCAAAUUUAGUUAACAAUGUCUUAGGAUAUGCCAUGACAGUCAUAUUUUUAAGCUUUAUAGUUUUUAUCGUAGUGUCCUACUUUAAACUAAUCGCUGCAUGUAAAGCAUCUUUAGAAAACAGAAAGAAAUUCUGGCAAACAUGUCUGCCACACAUAUUUUCACUUAUUAAUUUCACUGUUGCUUAUUUUUUUGAUAUUAUGCAUAGCAGAUAUGGUGCAAAUGACAUUCCAGAGAGCUUGCGUAAUUUUUUGGCUCUAGAACUGGUGAUAGUUCCGCCUGUGUUGAAUCCUCUAAUCUAUGGGUUAAAUAUUAGAGCAGUGCGCAAAAGAGUUUUCACUUAA